Molecule: messenger RNA, 1990 nt
Organism: Vigna unguiculata (cowpea)
Lineage: Eukaryota; Viridiplantae; Streptophyta; Magnoliopsida; Fabales; Fabaceae
Product: (-)-germacrene D synthase-like
Biological process (GO): diterpenoid biosynthetic process
Molecular function (GO): magnesium ion binding; terpene synthase activity
Source: RefSeq, a predicted model, not a curated record
AAACCAUUCAUCUUUCAGAAAGAAAGCUCUGAAAGAAAAAUAGCAUGUCUCUUGCAUCUUCCUCUCUUCCUCUUUUGGCUCAAGAUGCACCACCUCACAUCACGCGACCUUCUGCAAAUUUUCCUCCAAGCUUUUGGGGAGAUACUUUCCUUCACUAUCAUUCAGAUUCACUGGAAAUCGAUGACAAUACGAAGCAACAAUUUCAAACGCAAAAGGAAGAAGUGAAGAAGAUGUUUUUAUCUUCAAACAAUAGUAUCUUACAAAAACUAAAUUUCAUUGAUUCGUUGCAACGUUUGGGUAUAUCUUAUCAUUUUCAACAUGAAAUUGAUGAAGCAUUAGAAGAAAUCUACAACUCAUCUACAAAUGAUAAUGUGAUAAUAGAGGAAGGUUGUCUUCACUAUCUGGCGUUACUAUUUCGUUUGCUCAGGCAAAGAGGGUAUCAUAUUUCGUCAGAUAUAUUCAACAAAUUCAAGAACAACAAAGGAGACUUUGAUCAAAACAUUGCCAAAGAUGUACAAGGAUUGUGGAGUUUGUUCGAAGCUUCACAGCUAAGGAUUCACGGGGAAGAUAUAUUAGAUGAAGCACUUGAUUUCACACACAUUCAUCUCAAAUCCUUGAUUGAUCAAAUGAGUGCAUCCUUUGCUGCACAAAUAAGUCAUUGCUUAAGGAAACCACUUCACAAGGGAAUUCCUAGGUUGGAGGCCAGACGUUACAUUUCCUUCUAUGAACAAAAUCCUUCACAUUGCAAAGUUCUUCUUACAUUUUCAAAACUAGAUUUCAAUAUGCUACAAGAAUUGCACAAAAUGGAAGUCGGGAGUAUCACCAGAUGGUGGAAAAUGUCAGAAUUUGCGACAAAGGUGCCUUACGCAAGAGAUAGGGUAGUUGAGUUUUAUUUGUGGACAGUGACCAUGACUCACGAAGCUGAAUAUAGUAUUGCAAGAAAGAUAGAGAGCAAAUUGAUUGGUUGUAUCUCUCUUCUAGAUGAUACUUAUGAUUCCUACGGCACAGUAGAAGAACUUGAACUCUUCACACAGGCAAUUCAAAGAUGGGAUAGUAAUUCAAUUCAAUCUCUCCCAGAUAGCAUGAAAGUAGUGUUUAAUGCAAUUGUAGAAGUGUGUGAUGAAGUAAGGUUGAGUACCUUAGAGAGUGAAAAAUCAAGCAUAGUGGUGCAAUGUGUUCAAGAAGAUUUUUAUAACUUGGCCCGAGCCUACUUGAAUGAAGAAAAAUGGAGGCAUGAGGUUUAUGUUCCAACAUAUGAAGAGUAUAAGGAUAAUGGAGUUAUAUCUUCUGCAUGUCUUAUUAUAAUGAAGUCAUUUCUUCUCCUGGCAAAAUCUUCAGUCCAAGACAUGUUUGAUUGGAUUUUGAGUAAGCCAACAAUCAUUGCAGCUGUUUCACUUAUUGGCAGACUAAUCAAUGACAUAUCCUCACAUAAGUUUGAACAGCAAAGAACGAACGUGGUUUCAGCAGUUGAAUGUUGUAUGAAGCAAUAUGAGAUUUCAGAGGAAGAUGCGUACAAAUUGAUUAAAGAAGAGAUUGAAGAUUUGUGGAAGGUUAUAAAUGAAGAGUAUCUCAAGUCAGACCUUGUCCUCAAGCCCGUGCUUGAUUGUAUUCUUAAUAUGGCCCGCAUACUGGAAAUUGUGUAUGAAAACUUUGAGGACAGAUACACAAAUGGGAAACUAUUGAAAGAUUGCAUUGUUGCGUUACUUGUGGAUCCCAUAAGCAUGGAGGAGGACAAGUAACAGAAGUGAUAUUCAUCAUACAUAACUAUUUACAUAUUUAUUUUGCAUCUAUUUUGUUUGAAUGCAUUCCAUAUUUUAGUUGGAAGUGAUUAAUGUAUAUUUUCAUUGUUAUUCAUAUGAGGUCUUACUAUCAGUUCUUGUUGUACAACUUAUUUUGGCUCCGGACAUGUUAUUAUCCUACUUAACCUAUAUGUUGAUGAUAUGUUUGUGAUCGAAAGACUUGACGAAUAAAUAAGGAGAUUCACAGCUGU